CUGAUACAUUUUCUUCACCGGAGGACCUUACUCUUCAGUUUGCGGUAAGAAACCUCAACAAGCAGUCUAGAUGAACAAAAAUUCACGACAAGCAAGCCCUCCUGUGGACGUACCUGCUUCAGAACCCAACCCCUAUUACGAUGCGCCUCCGGUCAUUCCUAACAAUGAGUCAACGACCCCAGCAGCACGAACAAGAAACGCGUUCGUAGGUGCGCUUCAUGCAUUUGGUCAGGAUAAAAAUAGUCCAAUCUACAUUUCUAUCGUAGCUCCGAGCUUGGCCUAUUUUUUCUGCAAGGUCAGUGGAGGUUCAAACUGUGGCUCUCUAGGCCUUUGCGUAACGACCUUUUUAUCAAUCGUUCAUUUUGCAGCAACGAAUUACGCCGCAGCAUCUUGCGAUAAUAUAAAUCAGCAUAUCGGAAACGACUCUUUCAUUCUGCUGAGCUUAUCACUUUGUUCGUUUUGUUACUUUUGUAUUCGUUAUUUCCACAGCGAAUAUGUAGUUAGUACAGACGCUUGCAAAAUAUCCACCAAAUAGAGUAAAAUG
This is a messenger RNA of Trichoderma asperellum CBS 433.97, 544 nucleotides long. NCBI's taxonomy places the organism in Eukaryota, Fungi, Ascomycota, Sordariomycetes, Hypocreales, Hypocreaceae. The record is from RefSeq and is a predicted model, not a curated record.